Molecule: messenger RNA, 4335 nt
Organism: Xiphophorus maculatus (southern platyfish)
Lineage: Eukaryota; Metazoa; Chordata; Actinopteri; Cyprinodontiformes; Poeciliidae
Gene: ctnnal1
Product: catenin alpha like 1
Exons: 19
Coding region: 331-2628 (765 amino acids)
Biological process (GO): Rho protein signal transduction; cell adhesion
Molecular function (GO): cadherin binding; actin filament binding
Source: RefSeq, a predicted model, not a curated record
AGUGGUGUGCUGCAGUCCGCUCCCUGCUGUAGCUGAGUAAACUACAUGGACAUUAGCGGGCGCAGCGGCGCAACCACCGACCCGGAGGGGGAUUAAAGCAGCGUGCGUGUGUGGAGAACUGCUCGAUUACCGUCUGUGUGACGAAGUGUGAAGGGAAAAAACAAAACAACAACAAAAAAACUCGGUGUUUUAAAUCUCGAGUCCGCGGCAGCCAGUUUUGCAGCUGCUAAAGCAGCGGAGAUUAGGAGCGAACUCAGUAACUCGUCCGUGCGUCGUGAUUGAGUGUUAGCGAGCCAGAGAGAGGGGGGAGAAAGAAAAAGCUCGGCGGGAAUGGCUUCAUCUCCGUGCGGCAACAGUAACUUUGAUUCCGGCCUGGAGAUCAAAACUCGCUCCGUGGAGCAGACGCUUAUUCCCCUGGUGUCGCAGAUCACGACGCUGAUUAACCACAAAGACAGGCCAAAGAAGUCUGAGCGGACGCUGGCAGCGAUUCACCGAGUGGGUCAGGCAGUGAGCGUGGCAGUGGGGCGUUUUGUCGCCGUUGGGGAGGCCAUAGCCUCAGAAAACCAGGAGCUGAAGGAUGAAAUGGGUCAGGCGUGCUUUGAAGCACGCAGAGCAGGCGACGCUAUAGCCCAGCUGACAGACGUGGGGUCAGCCAUGCAGCCUCAGACAGACGGGCGUGUCACAGUGUUCAGUGACAGGACUGGGAUGGUAAAGGCCGCCCGCCUGCUCCUCUCAUCAGUCACUAAAGUCCUCGUCCUUGCCGAUCGCAUCGUCAUCAAACAGAUAAUCACAUCACGCAAUAAGGUUCUUGUAACACUUGACAAACUGGAAAGAGUCAGCACCUUCCAGGAGUUUGUGCAGAUUUUCAGCCAGUUUGGCAACGAGAUGGUGGAGUUUGCUCACCUCACAGGAGACAGACAGAAUGACUUGAAAGACGAGAAGAAGAAGGCGAGAAUGGCAGCAGCCCGGGCAGUGCUGGAGAAAUGCACCAUGAUGCUCCUCACAGCCUCCAAGACUUGCCUCAGGCACCCAGACUGUGAGUCGGCGAGGAUCAACAAAGACGCCGUGUUCCACCGAAUGCGCUGUGCCCUGGAGCAGGUCAUCGAGAUAGUCACCGAGGCACGGAGCUGUGGGGAAAACAAGGUCCUCCCUACUAGUAUCUACAACAGCAUCAAGGACUUCAAGGGCAGCGUUGAGUGCCUUAGAGAGAACCUGCACUCUUCGACGCCGCAGAUCUUGGCCGGUCAGCUGGAGACGCUGGUGGAGCGCACCGAGGACUUCACCGAUUCGCCCUACACCAGUCAUGAGCAGCGGCAGGCCAUCCUCAGCGUGUGCCAGCUGGCCCGCCAGGACACCCAGCAGCUGGUGCACGCCUGGAUCGAGGCGCAGCAGUCUGUCCAUGCCAAAGAGGCCACAGAAGAGCUGGAGGUGGCCAUUCUGAAGACAUGCCAGAGCAUCAGUGACCUGAGACGAGAGCUCCAUAAGGUCGCGGUGGGCCGCGCCUCCGACUUGCUGAAAGCUCACGGCGAGCAUCUGCCUCUGAGGGCCCUCAAAGCUGCUGGCGCUGAAGGGAACCUGGAGGCAGUGGCAGAGUAUUCGCGGACGCUCACCGAGCAGAAGGAGCAGCUGGUGGAGACAUGCAGACUGUUGUGCCAUGUGUCGGGGACGGAGCCAUUAGAGAUUACCUGUAUACACGCAGAGGAGACCUUUCAUGUCAUUGGUCCACAGAUCAUCUCGGCUGCCCAGACGUUGGCCCUUCAUCCAUCCAGUAAGAUUGCUAAAGAGAACCUGGAGGUGUUCUGCGAGGCCUGGGACUCCCAGCUCUGUGACAUGGCUCUGCUGCUCAAAGAGAUCAAUGACGUCUUUGAAGGGAGACGAGGUGACAAAAGGCCUUAUCUGUCUCUUCCAAGACCUGGGAAACACUCAGCUAAUCUGAAGACUGCCAAGGCUGUCAAGUUGGAUGCAGAGGAGCAGACGAGCAUGGCCAAGCUGGGACUGGAGCUCCGUCUGCUGUCAUCAGAUGUGGACUCAGAGGUGGAGAAAUGGGAGGAGCAGGAACAUGACAUAGUGCGGCAGAGCCAGAGCCUCGCCAGCAUGGCAUACAACAUGUACCUGUUCACAAGAGGGGAGGGGCUGUUGAAGACAACUCUGGAUCUUUUUCAUCAAGCUGAGGUUUUGUCAGAAGAGGGUCUUCAGCUUUGUUCAUCUCUUCAUACAUUUUCCACUCAGCUGGUUGAUGAGGAAAAGUCUGUGGUGAUCACAGAAACGGAGAAGCUGGUGGUGUUGUGCCAGCAGCUGCAGAUGGGGGCCAAAACUCCUGUACAGGGCAAGACUGCCACCUUCCAGAAGGUGGAUUCAUCCAUUCAGACAACCAGAAACAUCAUGACUGUGGUCCUCUCCAUCCUCCCCAUUAGUAAUAAGCUAAAUAAAAAGGUAACAUCCACAUGCUGGUUUAAGUACAAGUCAGAGAGGACGAGCCUCAGUUCCCUGCAGGACUGGGGAGAACGUCCGGACGUAUCCACGCCUGUCAAAGAGGAGGGGGCUCUAAGCAGCAAAAACACAAACGGCUUUGGAGUCAAAUCCCUGGAACAGCACAUGGCCGGCCUCAACCUCCUGGAGAGCAAAUAAUCCUGGAGAAUGUCUCCUUGUUUUUUUUUUCCCCACUGUUGUUGUCAGAGCACCACAUAGCCAACCUUACCUCUGUGAAAUUAUCCCAUCAUCCCCUCCUACCACUGUAGCCUGGACUUGAACUACAAGGCAAAGAUGGCUGCCUUCGGGUCAGAUAGAUUGAAUUUGGUACGUGGGGGAUAACUCUGAAGGUGUGCCAAGAAAGAAAUGCAAACUGAAGCUCUGUAUGUCCAACGAGGUGGAUUCACUCCACUUUAGGUACUUAGCAUGAACCACUAGUCAAUAAUCAGCCUUCAAAUUUAACAGAUUUUUGACUCAAUUUUGAUUUUCAGGGUUCCUCAACAUUCAUAUACAAAUUUCAUACGUUUUCAGUUUAAAAAAAAAUUUCUAGCAUUCUGUAGAUAAACAGAACAAAAACGAGGUCUUUUCACAAAAUCAUGAAAUUGGCCACCAGUUUUCUGUGUGGUUUAGAGGCAUCUGGAGUAUAUUACACGAAGUCUACUUCAAAAUCUUUAACUCCUGGAUUUGUCAAAGUGUCAGACUAAAAGCAGAUUAUUUAAAGCACAGUUUGUGUGCUUUGGUACCAAAAGCUGCAGUUUUUGUCUUUGUCUGGCAUUAUAAUCCCACUAACUUUAAGAACCACGUAUGCCGUUCCAAUUGAAUUUGCUUAGACAAAUAAAUAAAUAAAACUACUGCCCCCUUUUUAAAAUGUUGAGUGUGCAUUCAGUCAUUAAGUGAAAAACCAAAAUGCUGAAACAAUAAAAUCAAGUGUGAUGCGUCUAUUCAAAGAUAAUAAAUGCAUCUUUAAGAAUUUUUGGACUGAAAAUACCUUAGAUGGAAAAAUAAAACUGGAAUAUUCAACAAUUUUCCACACUUAUCCAGACCUCAAAAAUACUAAGAGCAGAUUGAAAGCUUCUCCAGGCUGUGUUGGAACCCUGUUUGUUAGGAGUCAUAGUUCAGCCACACAUCUGUUGUCUCAACGUGCCUGUGUGCCCGACCCCCCUUUGUUUUUUGAUGUAUUGUAACUGUGUUGCACAAGCAUGGUGGCAACAUGUGUGACUGCCAUAAUGUCACUUCCAUGCAGAUAACAUAAAAAAAAAAAAAAAACACUAUAUUUGCCAUAGCAUUUACUAUAGAACAUUCCCCAUGUGACAUGUUGAUAGAAAAAUAGGAUUCAUGCCAAAUGAUUGAAAAACAUUAGCGGAGAUAUUUUUUUCCUUUGAGUGACAAGAAAAAGCUAGAGUUGGUGAGUAAAGCUGCUGAGGAAUCAGGAUUUUAUUUUAAAGCAUGUUAAGCGAAACCAAAUCAUCUGUCGGAUUUAAGAGUUGUGAACGGGCAUCGAAUAGAACCGUCAAGUGUACUUGUUAUGAAGACUAUCAGUGUGAAGCUGCCAAACAGGCCAAUAUGUAUUAUAGUUUAUGAGGUGUUUAAAUAUGUAGUGUGGUACUUAAAGCAGUUGAUGUGGAUCUGAAGGUAAUCACUUUGGUACUGUGAGAACAGGAGAUAAUGACUCAAAUCUACAAUAUAUAGUAGGCUUUAGGGAAAUUCUGUACCUUUUAUGAAAGCAACUAGAUAUUCUGGACAUUAUAAUGCCACCACGGAUUUAAAAAAAAUGUUUAAAAAAAACAUCUAGUUUUGGACCAUCUAUUUUUUUUUGUUGAAAGGCUGAUAAGAGGGUGAGAAAAUAAAUAAAAAAUAUUUUUCAUA